Molecule: messenger RNA, 5045 nt
Organism: Hyla sarda
Lineage: Eukaryota; Metazoa; Chordata; Amphibia; Anura; Hylidae
Gene: CCDC180
Product: coiled-coil domain containing 180
Exons: 37
Coding region: 196-4956 (1586 amino acids)
Source: RefSeq, a predicted model, not a curated record
AUCACCAAAACUCCGCCCCUCUGCAGAGUUCUCGGCUAGGAGCAGUUCUCGCGAUAGUUGUGCCGUGACUGGUUGCCUUGGUUACACCUCAAGCUUCUGCACACUCUGCUGUACUGUGUGUGACGGGACGCGCGGCCGGGGCUCAGAUGGCGGAGGAGGACUCAUUCCCUGGACUGGUAUUCCUGAGCUGAGGCUAUGGCUCUUGUCGGGGAGGUCCAUGUUGUUCCCAGUGGUAAGGUGUACAGACAGAUCUUUGAUGCGGAGGUGCAGCUUGUGCGGUCCCUUGGAGAGGUGCGGGCUCGGGGGAUCCAGCAUGGAGGAGGGUUUGAUAGUGGAAAGAUUCCCCUCAUCAGGGACGAGGACACCCGCUCUGCUGGAAUGUUAUCCACUCGCCAGCGUCAGUGGGUGGACAGCAUGCCCUACGAUGGCUUCACCGAGAACCCCACUGUAUACAGGGAUAAAGCUACAGUGGCUAUUAGGAAAAUUCAGGAAAAUGAAGAACUGACUGCAGCACGAGAAGUGAGAGGCCUGUGCGAUAUUAUUGUUCCUGAGAAGACAGACAGUGGGAUCCUGCAGCGGAUCACCUCAAAUAGACAAGAGCGCCAUGAUUCGGCUAUCUCCACCCUGCAGAAGGAGUUGGCAGACAUUAGUAAGGAAAUGGAAACCUUUGUUAUGGAGGCUGGAAAGAGUCUCCAGGAAAAGAUCUGUGAGUCCGACAAGAGGACUGAUCUGUUAUUCCUGAAGUAUGAAGACAGAACCGACAAUGCAAACUUCACAAUGACUGCCCUCAGUGAACUGUGGGAUCAGGUGGUUGAGGAAUCCAGUCACAGGAGAGAGAAUAUAAGGGACACAGAGAGGACAAUGUUGAAAGUGGAGGAAAAACGAGCAGAUCGGAUUUCAGAAGUGCUGAAGAAGUUCACUACGCUGUUGCUAAAUAUCUGCUUUCUCAUGGCUCCUGAUGUUCAUAGAUUUAUACACAAGGAAGCCAUGAUGAUAAAUCAGGCCAUGUUAGCCAACCAUCGAGCUAUCGCCAAGCUCUCCCUUAACCUGAUGGAAGCCGAGCUGAAAAAAGAGGGAUUGCAGCGCCUCCGGUGGCAAGAUCUGAUAAAGGCUUGGAAGUGCUAUACAAAAGAAAUGAUAGUUCAGGAAUUCAGAGAGUUUGUUAAACAUGAAACGGAUGGAAUCCCAGGAAGAGUUAAAGCAGAAGCUGAACAGCUGAUGGAUCUGUACAAACCCCUCAAUGAGAAGAGACUGCAGCUUCUCUGCUCAGUCAGUGAUUUUGUGCCCCCAACUUGCACUAAAGUAGCAGUGACUGAGUGGCACACUUCGCUCCUGAACCUAAACAAGCAGAUAGACUGUGUGAGUUCACAAUUCUUAGACAGACUUCAUAACCUUCAGAAUGAUGUGAUCCAGGGAUGUAUAAGCAAGUCGGAGAAGAGUAAGGUACAACUAAUAGAGAUGAACAUUUGCAAUAUCGAAGAGGCAGAGAUAAUUCUUACCAGGGAACAAUCCCCAGUUAUCGGACACGUCCAGCUGGAAUGUGAGAAGAAGCGUCAGAUAUUCAGUGAAUCUCUAGAAGCCGUAUCAAAGAAAAUGGGCGCACACAUUAACACGUUAUUUAAAUUUGCCAAAAAAUCAGUUCACCUGUGGGAUGUCUUACAAAUCAGACUCUCCCGACAGGAGGAAACCCUGCAAAAAAACCUAGAUGACUGUCGCCAGCAGCACAAUUCAGAAAACCAGGUAAAGGAAGCUGAUCUGGAUAUAAUUCUGGACACGCUGCGUCAGGAGAGCACAGUGGAACAGCUCCGUGUAUUUAUGGGGAAGGCACAGGCGGCUUUGCUCGAUAUCAAAUCUGGCUACCAGAACUUUUAUCACGAUCAAGUCCACAUUGUCGAUUCCUAUCCGGCUCUGGUUCUGAGUGAAUUAUUGGCUUACAGCGCAUCUCUGAGCAAAUUCUUUCGUGUAAAGGAAAUAUAUGGAAAGGAUUUACCUUUAAAUACAGAAGCAUCUGAAGAUAUGCCUGCCCUCAGUUCAAACCCCUUGUCCAGUGACUCCAUAGCAAGUUCAUAUGAUGUUCCUGUCGAAAAACCAAAGGAGCGUCCAGAAGACAUGGUUGAGCUCUCCCAGGAUCACAGUAAAAAAGACACAGGUGACACUAAUAUUCUGCCCCCUAAUAUAGGGACCACAGUCAAUAGUGAAGAGGGAAACACAGUUGUGGAACAUGUUGAGGACCCAUCACAGAUGAACCAUGAAGAUACGGCUGAAGACACUCUGGUAUCUGAACCACAGAAUCAGCAGGCUCCUGAAAGAACAACAACAGCAAAGCAUGAGAAUGGGUCAUCAGUAGAGGAAACCCCUGUGAUAAGUGAAACUUUCACAACCUCCGAACACAAUACAUACACAGUGCUAAAAAAGAAAAACCUGAAGCCCGAGUCCUCCACAGAAGACCAGCCGAAUAGUGUGUUCUUCACAGAGGCAGCAAUAGAGGACGAGAGCCCUUUAAAUCUGGACCACAUGGUUUUGCCAGAUGAGACAAUUGCAGACCUUAGAAGAAGUCUCCGUCUUCAAUUCUUUGAGCAUCUGGAGGGCUGGUUCGAUGAAACGGUGUCCAGUUCACAUAGUAUUGUCCUUGCCAAAAAGGAAGAGCUGAAGUCUGAGUGGGAUCUGCGCUGUCACCUGCACCAGCCUCGGAGCCAACGCAUAAAGAUGGACGUCCACAAUGUCAGAGCAGCUGAGCUGCGGCUCCAUUCAGAACGUGUGGACCGUCACUGCGAGGGAGUGAAUCAGGCACUGGCCAACCUUAAGGAAGAGAGCAUUGUACUCAUUGAGAAGAUGAAGAAGGAGACGCAAAACUUCCGCAACAAAAUCAGCGGCAUGGAUAAUAUGUUUCUGAGCGCCAGGAAAUCUGACAAGCUAGUCGCCCUAAGCAACUCCCUCCCCUCCAUCUUGGACAGCCAUAUUAGCGGAGUGCAGACAGCCAUGAGGAACUAUCGGCAACACGUGGAGGAGAUGCUGGGAAAGUUGUGCGACACCAACUCGGAUUUCAUCAAGUCAUUUAGGUUGUUUUCAGAAGGAGGAAACUUCUCUCCAGAUGAAAUUGAGUUGCUCCGCAAGAGACUGCACAAAGCCUCGGCCACCAUCACGUCAUUUGAAGGCUCCAUCAUGGUGGAUUUGGAGGGAUUGGAAUCCCAGUGCUUAGAACAGGCCACUGAAGUUGUGAAGAAGUUUGAGGACAAGUUCCUUGGCAUAACUACAGACAUGAUUUUCCUUGAGAAUAUUCAGAAACUCUUGACAAACCUGCAGGUGAAGAUUAAAGCUCUGGUUGCAAACAGCAAUUCCCAGUCUCAGCAGAUCAACUCUGAUCUAGAAGAGCUGCGGAUGAAGACUGACGCCUGCGCAUGUCCAACCAUCGACAAAGAAGUAGUAACCAGUGAAGAUCUGUAUGUAUUUAUGAAGAACGUGAUGGAAGAAGUAACCAAGAGAAGCCUUUAUCUGUCAUGUCUCCUAGACUCCAGCUCCAUUCUACAAGAAUCCCCCCUGCAAGGUCCUAUUGCCACAGCGUCUCGUGCAGAUUCCACAGCAAGACAAGAAGGGAAAGUCACAUUUGGGACCCCUGACAGCCUGCAAAAUCCAAGCAGGAUCGGAAAACUGGCUCUAGAUGAUGCGGCAGUGGGCGUCAUAAAGAACAUUAUGAAGACCCAAAGAAUAUCUGAAGAGGCACAUCAAGAGCAUGAAGGAAGGAGCCCGCCACAGGCCCCUGCAGCAGUGUCCCAUCAGAACCUGCCAGUAGCACCAUAUCCUCCAUUAAGACCCAACAGUGGAAAUAAAAAGAAAGCCGGCUCGACUGAGGGAGAAAAUGUCCCAAUCAAGUUUACGUCUCCCAGUCUUCGUAAACUGGUGAAGCCCACAAGGUUUGACAAGAAAUACCAGAUUUUUGGAGAAAGGAAAGAGGAAUCUGAUAACUUUAAGGGCAUCCUGACUUCUAUUCUGUGGGAGAGCAAUGAUUACUUGCUGUAUUUGGCUGAGGAAUUCUAUAAGAAGAAGGAGCGUCGUCCCAUCGCCCGACCAGACUUACUGCAGGAAACAUUUGAAGACUGUGCUGACACUUUGGUCCUUAAGCUUCAGUCCUAUGAGAAACAAGCCCUGAAGUAUCACAAUAACUGUAUACUGGAGCUCAGGGAGCAGCUCCAACAGCUUGAAAUGUUGAUGAGUCACGUUCCUCCACUAAAAAUAAGGAGCCUGAGGGAAGAGAACUUCAGCUUCAUGCAAAACUCUACUGACAGCGUCCGGCAGCUCUUCAUGAACAAGAUUAACAAGUGGAACCAAACUAAGGAAGAAUUGAAGAAUCUGCUGAGACCAAGCUUGGGACAUCCUGAGAACGCGCCCAUCUUAGAGCAGAUCUGCCAACAAGAAGAGAGGAGACAGAGCGAAGAGAGAGAGGGGAUUGAUCAGAAUGCCCAGCGCCUAAAAGAAUGUGUUGAGGAGAGUAUUCAGCGUUUCGUCACAUCUCUGGCCUCCCUGACGGAGCACAUGCUGCUGGAAUUGGACGAAGCACUUACUGUGGAUGACGUGUUACCAGCCAAGACCGAGGUCCCAAAGGAGAAGCUUUCUACAUUGAUCAGACGCAAGCAAGCUGGCCAUCCAUUAGAGAACACAGAGUACCAGCCUGUGAUAGAGCGCGGCCACAGGGUCUGGCCUGGUAUCUCUCUCAAGGACACCAUAAAGAUUAGAGAGAACUCAACAACUGCAUCAGUGACCACCGCUAAGACCACCUUAAGUCACAUGUCCACAGUGGAAGCUCGGGAUACUGCUUACAUGAAAUUUCUUCAAGACGCAGAAUUGGCCUUGACCAGCAUAGAAGAGGAGAGGACGGCGCAACAUGUGACAGCGCAGCGCUGGGAGGAAUGGUGGCGCCAAUCUGUCCUUAAGAUAAAAGAACUUUAUUCACCAAACUGACCCUGACAGACGUUUAUCUGUAAAUCAUACAGGCACAUUGUAAUGGAUCAGCCCAUUGUGCAUGAAUUCUAAAUAUAACUUUAAUUUAU